AUGGGUAAUCUUAAAUCAGGCGCAAAUAAAAAAAACAAAAUUAGUGAUAAAUUAAAAUUGAUUUUGGGACUCAGAAUAGAAAACCAAUUCAACAAAUUAUCUAUAAAUAUUAUAAGCACUAUCUCAAGCUUCUUAACAUUAAAAGAGUUCAAUAUUAUGUUGUCAGUUUCUUCCACCACAUACUAAAUUUUUGGUUAAGUGUCUAGUUGCUAUCAAGUUCAUUGUUAGAAGCUUCUCAAUGUGAAAAGUGACAUCAUACUUUCAAAGUAGUGGAAACAACUACUAAGAUUAUUAUUAUGUACUCCAAUUAAAGGCAUUCCAUAUGAAAACGCUAUCAAAAGUAUUCGAUUCAAUAUUUAACAACAUCCAACAUUUAUAGAAAAUAAAUUUAAUUACAGCUCAUUCCAGAAAAGCAUUCUAUAUUUUGAAACCAACUUCUAAAAAGUGCAAACUAAAGAAUAUGAAUAAGUCAAACAAUAUGGCAGUAAACAUUUCGAAUAAAUACUCAAGUUGAGAUAAGGAUGUGAGGUUCAUAUCUAAAUGCCACACUCAUUGAUGAACAUUUACAGCAUCUAGGAUUAUAUUAAAAUCUAUAAUGUCUAUUUAAACAUGAGAUUUGAUAACGUAAAUUUGGCACAAUUUAUUGAACUUUGGGAUCGUUAUUGCGGAUGGAUUAGCAUAAUGGAAUGGUCCACCUCCUCAAUAAUUAACCUAUUCAAUUAAAUCAUAGAUGAAACUCUACAUAAAUAUAAGAUUCCUAAAUUCACAUUCCGUCAUUUUAUGACUACACUCUGGGUAAUUAAUUCAAACAAAUGUAUCAAAGUAUUAAGAAAGGAAUUUGAACAUCAACUAUUCAAUAGUAGAAUCCAAAACACUAAAGUCUAAUUAUUAAGAAGAUACAUUUAAUAUUUGAUUGAUAUUAGCACAAAUUAAUCUAAUGUUUAACAUUAUGGAUAACCUAAUUUUUAAUAUGAUCCUGAGAUCUAUGUCUUGGCAGAAAUCGCUGUAGAAAUGACAUCAAACCACUAAUACUUGAUAGAUGAGUAAAUUCUACAUUACACUUUUGGUUAGUAUAUCUAUUAAUUUAUCAUUUUCUAAAAUUUGUCAUCUAAAAGAAUUGAAUAAUUCAAAAAUCUUAUAAGCCAGCAUAAAGAGGAGAGUAUAAGAUUACAAAUAAAGUAAUAUUAAAAUCCUGAUGAACUUCAGUUGGCAAAUUAAGUAUUGGGAAGAUACAAUCCAAAAUAAUAAAUUAGAGGACUAAUUAAAUAGAUUUCACAAUAAAAAAUAGAAGACAAAGAUUAUUAAUGUUUAAAUGAAACCUAAGAAAGUUUGGAAGCCUCAGAAAUUUCGCAAAUAUCAACGACUUGUAGUUCCGUUUUUAUGAGUACAAAGAGUAAUGAUGUUUUAUUAAAUUACAUUUAGAUGUAUGAAAAGGAUUUAUACAAUCAAAUUGAACAUUUUUAUUAGGUCGAAGAAACAAUAGUUGAAUUAAUGUUGGAUAUGGAGUAGUUAUAAGAAAAUUAUGAUGUUCCAGAAUUGGCAGAAUAUAAAGUGAUAAAAUAUGAGACUCUGAUUGAAAGAUUAAGUUAGGUUAAGUAAAGACAGAGCAAUAAGGAUAGUAUAAUACAAUCACCAGCAUCAAAUUAUGGAAGAACCACAGCCUAAGAAAUGCUUUAAAGAGUUAUCAGUUGA
Paramecium tetraurelia is the source of this 1692-nucleotide messenger RNA. RefSeq lists its product as uncharacterized. NCBI's taxonomy places the organism in Eukaryota, Ciliophora, Oligohymenophorea, Peniculida, Parameciidae. The transcript is spliced from 2 exons. The record is from RefSeq and is a predicted model, not a curated record.